Molecule: messenger RNA, 225 nt
Organism: Mesitornis unicolor (brown roatelo)
Lineage: Eukaryota; Metazoa; Chordata; Aves; Mesitornithiformes; Mesitornithidae
Product: serine protease inhibitor Kazal-type 6-like
Exons: 3
Coding region: 1-225 (74 amino acids)
Molecular function (GO): protein binding
Source: RefSeq, a predicted model, not a curated record
AUGUGUAAAACCUCUCUUGUUUGUUUGUUUUUUAUUCCAGAUGUAGAAGGUCAAGACAUUGAAGAGAUUUGCAGAGAGUUUGUAAACAGAAGCGUGUACUGCACAAGAGAGUCCAACCCGCACUGCGGCACGGAUGGCAUCACGUACGGAAACAAGUGUGCCUUCUGCAAGGCAGUGCUGAGAAGUGGAGGGAAAAUAAGAUUGAAGCACCUGGGGAAAUGCUGA